GCAGGGAGGAAAAGGAUGAAUAACAGCACCAAAGGAAACCCCAAACAUCAAUACCAAGAAGGCAAACCCCAGCCCUCAGAGGCUGUGAAGGCAGAGGAAGCCAGCAGGUGGACUCCAAAAGCCCUCAUAGGAGGUGAGCCGCUUCCUGUGGCGGCUGCACAUGAGCACAGCCCGUGGAGGAGCCUCUUCUCCUUCUCUCCCGUGGCCUCCACACCCAGCACUGUCCGGCCGGGCAAGAUGAAGUGGAGGAGGAUCGGGAUCCUUGCCACCCUGCAGCUCCCAGCCACAGAUGCUGCAUCAGUUCUUGGCCUCACAGAUCCCAGACUCUGCUACGUGCUGGAUGGAUUCCUCUUCAUUUAUGCAGUGGUGAUGACAGCCCUUUUUGUGAAAGCAAAGCUCAGCCAGGCCUCUGAACCACAGCUGCGACCAGGCCAGGAUGACGUGUACAACAAACUCUCCCGUGCGCACAGAGACGAUUACGAUGUUCUGGGAGGAAAGCGAGGAGCAGACCCCGAGCUGGGCGGGAGACACCAGCAAAGAAGAAAGAACCCUCAGGACACUGUCUACACUUCACUGCAGAAGGACAAGAUGGGCGAGGCAUACAGCGAGAUUGGAAUGAAGGGAGAGCAGCAGAGGCGGCGAGGCAAAGGGAAUGAAGGUCUCUACCAGGGGCUCAGUGCAGCAACCAAGGACACUUAUGAUGCUCUCCAAAUGCAGCCUUUGCCCCCCCGCUAAGUAGGAGCCUCAGAGGGGAUGGGCAAGAGUGAGAGAUGCCCACCUGCUUUGGGGAGGAGAGGGGGGAAAGCCUCUUCAUCCAACACAAGCACUGUGUGUUUUCUAUGUGCAAGAACCUCCUUGGGUUGGUGCACAGAGACUGGACCUUCCCUCCUCCCUCUCCUCCUGAAUCAUGUAACUGCUUUUGCUAUUAGAAUGUACAGAUCUGUAAAGUUGUUUCCAGCCAUAGUGGUUAUUAUGCUGAUUUUUUUGGGGGAAGGUUUGUGUUGUGGGACCAGACGACAGCCUUCUAACAAACACAGCUAUUUCCAUAGCUCUUCCCUGUCUUCCAGAGUAUUAAGACAUUAUGGAAUUAUGGUUUUAUUGCAUUUAACUUGUAAAGAUAGGACUGUAGUUAUUUCCUGUAGUAUUUAUCUUAAGACUAUUUGACCCUUUUUUGCUUUAAAUUUGCCUUUUUCUUUAAUUAUAAAGAGUGACAUGAUGUUACAGUAGUGAAGCAGAGAGGCUGAAUGCCAACUUUCCAGUAGGAAGAGAAUGAGCACCAAUAUCCCAGAAAAGAUCAAGCCAUGGCACUGCCACUCAUCCAUAAAUAUGAGCCAGGUAACCCAGGUGAGAGACUUCUCUGAAGGCAGAAAAACAAUGAAAACAAGGAGAUGGGCUCCCCUAUUAUCACUUCCAGACAACAAACUGUACAAAAGCCAACAUAAAUGCAGUUUCCAAACCAGUCUCUCAUGAAGCUGCCUCUAAAAGGUGCAGGUAUCAUUCCAAAGAGACACCAGUUCAGUAAAGUCAUGUGUUUUUGAUGAAUGAAUUAAUAAAACAGUGCCCGAGUCCUGUGUGUGUGUAGGGAACAGCAGUGGGAAUGGCACGAGCUCCUUACCUGAGGCAUUCAGGCCAUCUGAACCAGCCUGCACCCAGCAGCACCAUCUCCAGGGAAGCUGAGGAAGACAGGAUUCCAACAGGAGCUCCUACACACAUCCCAGGAGCCCCAAACCCAAGUCUCAAAGGGACACUCGUCUCCUGUUGCUGCAGCCUCACAAGGCUGCACAGAAUUCAGCAAGGACAAAUCCAGCCCAGCAAAAUCAGGGGUGUCUCACCUCGACUCAGGAGCUGACCAGGCCAUCUCACCAGUCCUCACAGAGGAAGCAGAGCUAAAGCAAGGCUGUCGAACAAGAGCUGCUGCCCUGGUCACUGCCCAGAUGAGGUUAUGUCUUCUUUCCAGGGACUGGGUGGGUUAGCAGCAGAAAAACUUGUUGAAAUGGGUGCUAUGCAAGUUCCAAGGCAGUUUUACUUCUUUAGCAGUAAAACUGUACCUGUAGUAGGUGCUUAUAGCUUUUAAAGAGUAUUUACAAUAAAUUAAAGCAAAAAAAACCCUCAAAACUGGGACAUGGUGAUGAAUGUUUCUUGCAAAAAAACCCCUGACUUCCUCGAUCCCUUACUGUUCUGCAGUGACAAGAAAAAUUGAGAGAACUGGGUGAUAACUGAGACAGCUGAGCUGAAAAUUACAGUAAAGUUAUGCUGCAAAGCACUCGAUGCAAGAACAAAGAGUACUGGAAACAGCUUUCUCUUUUUAAAUCACCAUAACCAUAUCUACAAGGUGUAGAAGUCACAGGUUUCGGCAGCAUGAAAUACCAACCACUAAACAAUAGCAAUGAGAUUCUUUGUGGGGGGAAAAAAAAAUCACCUUUAUGCUCUUUUUAUAACAACAGAUACCUUAAGUUUAAAAAUCAUACAAUGCUGGUUUUGGGGCCACUCACCAUGGGGUUGAGCAGAGUCUCCUCUUUGCCUUCAGGAAGGAACUGAAGCUGUUUCUGCUUUUAGGAGGGGAGCUGAUAAACACAGAAUUAGAACAAAAGCUUCAAGCAGAGUGCAUAAAACCUGGGCUCUCCUUCAGUUUGACAAGACAAAGGGCACCACAGCUCAAUCUUCUGGCCCAGUCUGAGGCAUGGGGGAAGGGGAAUCGGCCUUCCCCUGACACAUCUAAAAACUACAAACAAGUGCAUACAUGUUAAAACACUUGGAAAAUGGUUUAAUGAUGUUUACAACAGAAAUGAACUGUACAAUUACAGUAAGUUUAAUAUAUAUAAAAAAUUACAGCAGACAAAUGCAUCUACACAAAAUCUACCUUUUCAUUCUGAUUUACUGUAAUCUACACAAUCUCUCAAUGCCUACAGCUAUCUGUAGGCAACCACUGGGAAAAUAAUAAUAAUAAUAAUAAUAUAAUAAUAAAGGACAUCUUUAAAGAGACAGCA
This is a messenger RNA of Corvus hawaiiensis (hawaiian crow), 2987 nucleotides long. RefSeq names its product CD247 molecule (gene CD247). The record is from RefSeq and is a predicted model, not a curated record. The coding region runs from base 16 to 735 and encodes 239 amino acids. The transcript is spliced from 8 exons. Gene Ontology annotation, cellular component: membrane. Gene Ontology annotation, biological process: cell surface receptor signaling pathway. Gene Ontology annotation, molecular function: transmembrane signaling receptor activity. Lineage: Eukaryota; Metazoa; Chordata; Aves; Passeriformes; Corvidae.